Molecule: messenger RNA, 5013 nt
Organism: Esox lucius (northern pike)
Lineage: Eukaryota; Metazoa; Chordata; Actinopteri; Esociformes; Esocidae
Gene: syt6a
Product: synaptotagmin VIa
Exons: 8
Coding region: 190-1920 (576 amino acids)
Biological process (GO): regulation of dopamine secretion; cellular response to calcium ion; regulation of calcium ion-dependent exocytosis
Cellular component (GO): membrane
Molecular function (GO): clathrin binding; calcium-dependent phospholipid binding; syntaxin binding
Source: RefSeq, a predicted model, not a curated record
UUGAGAGACAGUACAAGACAGAAUCAGCUGUACGAACGGAGAGAAGUUGAAUUUGUCUUCUCUCUACGCCAAGAGGCUGUGUCAGUGUGGGUGCAGUUCCGCAUGUGUUACGUUCUGUGAGUCUCCUUGGAUGAGCACGUUGCUGAGACACAGUGCGGAGAGAGAGAGAGAGAGAAUGCAGCUGGGAGCAUGAGUCCUGACGGAGAGGAGUAUGACAUGUUCUGUCAGAAAGCUGUGACCCUGAUUGUUGACCUUUGCCUCCAGAACAACCAGCUACUGGACCAAGACACCUGUCAGGAUUUCCUAUUUAUGCUGUCCAACCAGAAUUUGGACCACAAGGAACCAGACGUCACUUUUGGCCUCCUCCUCUGCGUGUUUCUUCUCUGUGGCCUGGCCCUACUGACUCUCUGUGCCUUCGCCUCCUGGAAGCUGUGUUGGGUGCCUUACUGGCAGAACAAGGCGGCAGCAACCCUCUCCUCCAGCUCCGCAGCCCUCACCCCAGCCUGUGGUCCCCCAGACAACUCCUCCCCAUUCCACCUCAAAGUCCACCCUCCCCGCUCUCACCGCGAGCAACUGUUCCUCCCCAGCCCCACCCAGCAGAAGUCACCGGUCACCAUGGCGACAGAAAAGGUGAAGGACCCGAUGGGCUCCAUGGGCUUCCUGGAGGCAGCGGUGAAGAUAAGCCACACGUCACCUGACAUCCCUGCCGAGGUGCAGCUCUCCAUGAGGGAGCAUUUCAUGAGGCGCACGCAACGCAUGCAGCGACAGGCCACCGAGCCAGCUUCUUCCACUAGCCCUUGUGAAUACUUGCUGCCCCAGAGUAUGUGCUGUUCAUUAAAUCCAAGACACAGCUCAUUCAAAAGACAUCUGCCCAGGCAGAUGCAAUCGAUCAGCCUGGAUCUUGGCAAUGACUAUGUGGAUGAAGAUGAGAAGCCCACCAGCAUCGGACGUUUUAAACCAGAACUCUACAGACAAAAGACUCUGGACACGGAUGAGUCUGCCAAGAACAGCGACGCCAAGACCUGUGGGAAGAUCAACUUCUCCCUGAAGUAUGACUACGAAAACGAGGCCCUCCUCGUCAACAUCCUCAAGGCGUUCGACCUGCCCGCCAAGGACUUGUGCGGCAGCUCUGAUCCCUACGUCAAAAUCUAUCUCCUCCCCGAUCGCAAGAAGUUCCAGACGCGCGUCCACCGGAAGACGCUUAACCCCACCUUUGACGAGUCCUUCCAGUUCCCCGUGCCUUAUGACGAGCUUGCUGCUAGGAAGCUCCACAUGAGCGUGUUUGACUUUGACAGGUUCUCCAGGCAUGAUAUGAUCGGGGAGGUGGUGGUGGACAACCUCUUUGAAACGUCAGACCUCUCCAGGGAGACCUCCAUUUGGAAGGACAUUCAGUAUGCCACCACUGAGAGUGUAGACUUAGGAGAGAUCAUGUUCUCCCUAUGCUACCUGCCGACCGCAGGGCGACUCACUCUCACCGUCAUCAAGUGCAGGAACCUCAAGGCCAUGGAUAUCACUGGAUACUCAGAUCCAUAUGUCAAAGUUUCUCUCAUAUGCGAUGGGAGGCGUUUGAAAAAGAAGAAGACGACCAUCAAGAAAAACACUCUGAACCCCACAUACAAUGAGGCCAUCAUCUUCGACAUCCCCCCAGAGAGCAUGGACCAUGUCAGCCUUCAUAUCUCUGUCAUGGACUAUGACCUGGUAGGACACAAUGAGAUCAUUGGUGUGAACCGCGUGGGGUGCACUGCUGAGGGGCUUGGCAAGGGCCACUGGAAUGAAAUGCUGGCAUACCCACGGAAGCCCAUUGCACACUGGCACCCCCUGCUGGAGGCAAAGAAAUCAGAGAAAGAGUGGAAAACGCGGACGGCCAGUUUCGACAGCCAGGGCUCCUCUCCCUCCCCAAAGCCCCCUGCUAGUCCCUGAGUGGAACCAGCUGUGACCUGAGUGGUAUGGCCCAGGUUUGGCUAGGGUCUCCUCUGUCCUACUAACCCUGCAUUCUGUCUGGUCUGUCUGCCUAAGCCUGAGAAGAAACAUAACCUCACAGUCUCUCUGUCUUUGCUCUCCCUCAAGUGUAGCAACAGAGUGCUCCCACUUCUAAAAUCUAAUCUUGGAUUAGCAAUUCUGUAAGAUGUUUGAAAAGUAACAAUGCUUUUACUUUACAUGAAGUGUUGAAGUGUGGUUUAUUUAUCUGGUUUUAUUCUAAGUUCAGCUUCUCUCACCAAAAGGUAGAUUUUGUCAUCUGAGAGUGAUGGUUUACAGUGUGUCUAUCUCUGGGUUAACACUAGAUAAUGGACUAUGAUUGCAGUGCUGUCACAGGGACCUGGCCUGGAGCUUCUGCUCAGCACCGCAGAGAUCUUUGAUGUGAGGCCUCACUUGGAUAUCACACGUUAAAAAUGGUUGAAGUUUCUAAGAGAGAGUUCACAAUAGUAUUUUCCCCCCAAUAUAAUCCAUUACAUGUCGACGAAUAAUGAACACAACUUAAAGAGAUGCAUUUGAACAGUCAUAUAGUGUUCGGCAAGUUUAUAAAGGGGCAUAGUAUCAACAAAUACAUGUUUAUAUGCAACACGCCAUUAAACCAGGUAGCACUUCUUGAUUUUUUUUCGUGGGUCAAAGAGAGUUAAAUACUACAGCACACUUAAAGAACUUCCUUAUCUCUUCCCCUCUCUCAUAGUAUUUCCUUGUUAGUCUUUGUGGUGCUGCUUUUGCCUGUUCCUUCAGAGAGUGAAAUCUCAUUACUCCUGUUACCAUACUUUUCCUGUUUUAGCUGAAGGUAUUUCACUUCUUCAACACCUUAUCAUCUUCUGCUCCCUGGGGUUUGUUUGAGCUGAACAUUUCUCUCACUGGUCAUGUAAUUUGUAUUUCCCACUAGAAUACAAAGUGGAUAUAAAACUAGUAAAACUAGUUUUUCCUUUGUUGUUUUCCUCAUCCAUAAGAGAACAUGAAGUACACAAUAAUCAUUGUUUUGCAUAUAUUCUCUAUCAUUAGCCACUACAGAUGGAACCUAGAGCGGUUUCACAAAGGGAUACUUUGAAUCUGCUCUUCAAAUGAGGACCAGUUUAUUGGAAAUUGUUGCAGGGCUGGAAUUGAAUCGAAACAGAUGCUUUGCAUUAUUGAAUACUAUUCCCAAUGUGCUGACAAAACACAGUUUGUCUGCCUUUACAUGUGAGCAGUCAUGUAGCUAAAAUUGUUCUAAUGUACUGUAUGUCUAACAUUUGUACUAUUGGAUCUGAUUAAUAGAUUUAGAAAAAAUGUUAAAAAGAAUCCUGGCUUGAUUAUGAUGGUUAUGUAAUAUUUCUAUUUCUUUCUAGAUUUUGGUACUAUGACAAGUGCAGUGCAACCUUAGUAAUUGAUGUCCUCUCAGUAGUCAAGUGUGUAUCAAACCCACAAAAACAAACUGAUUGUGUAUAGUUUUUUGUGCCAAAUGUGUUUGUAGCAAAGGUAAUUUAUAAUUUGCCCUGUAACCAGAAAAAUAAUACCAAUUAUUGAAAUGAAUGUUUUCUAUUCAGUGACACUAUUUUCUGUGCAAUUUGGUAAACAUACUGUUUCAAUUAUUAGAAAGGAAAAAAAAAGCAGGGACUAUAAUUACCUUUUAAUAAAAGGCUAUGAUUUAAAAGAGGUAUUUUAAUAUUUUUUUUAUUGAUUAGAAGAGUUCCUUUCCUUCCCAGUUGGGUGAUGUCACAAGUAAAACAAAUCAGGAAUCUUUAUCAAUGUUGUAUACGUUGACCCUCACAGUGUUUGGAUUAUUUUACACAUUGACAAGCACGUGUUUGAAAGCAGGUCUGGCUCUUAGCAAAUCCAUGUUGUUAAUAGUAAGGUAGCUGAAGUGAAAUAAAUGCCUUAAUCUGGAUCCCCCAGAUACUGGGCUCGGAACUAACUUCUAUAGCCACAAUUGAUAAACCCAUCCUAUUUCUAAAAUGUUUCUUCUUCAGAUAAAAUGUUAUUCCCAACCACAUUGUUAACCUCAUGCCUAACUCUUCACUUCACUGAAGGCUGGAAAGCUUUGAAGAUGGUAUAAAUCAAACGGGAUGGAGAUGAUGCACGGGGAGGAGUUGUAUUAAACAGACAAACAUAAGGUUACUGUUUAAGCCAUUUCCUUUCUCGUGCAGAGAGGAAUCCACCUCAAUUAGUCUGGGAGGCUGAGAAACCACCAGUGCUAACUGACCAAAAGCUUGGGGCCAACUAGCCGGUGAAGAGUCACGGGUCAAUGUCCUCUAGGUGACAAUCCUCUAAUUGGCAAUUGGCAACACAUAAUGCAGUGAGUCAUGUGUUGGAUUCACACUGUCUUGGUUUCUUUUCACACAAGAUGAUUUAUCAGGUUUCCUCACACGCUAUAUAUAGUUACUGUACUGGUUAGAAUCCUUAUUAAAUGCUGUUGUCAUUACUGGUGGACUCGUAAAAUAUGACUCAUUCCAGUUGUUAAAAAUAGAAAAUGGUAUACCCCUCAGACACCAUUACUGUCUGUCAUGCAUUUUCUUCAGUUGUAAUCAUGGUAGGUGUAACUUGUUGGAUAGAUUCCUGAUUAUAUUCAUGUAAGUUCUGUUAGACUCUUGAUAUCUCACUCAGUUUAUUUCUAUUGGACAGAAGUGGUUGAAAUAACUGAUUGUGGUGUUCCUUCAUAUUUCGAUAGUGGGUUUAAUAAAGAGGAGGGUCUUAUGUUCUGAUAAUAAAGCUUAGCACGUUUGUUUCCACAGUAGGUAAUAAUAUCAUGUUUAAUUGAUUUAGCCUCAGUUUGCGGACGGUUUUAAAGACUGUUUUGCUUUGGCUAUUAUUAUUAUCAUGGUUGUGUUUCUCAAUAUGAUCUUGUAUCCCUUACAUUCAUUAUGGAUAGCACUGACUUUCCAAUUUUGUAUUUCAAAUUUGUACUUGUAAUAUAACUGUUUGACAACUGUGCUUGUAUUUGAAGCCAAAUGCUGUAAGUUCAGAUAAGGGUUUUAUUUUUGGUUCCUUUGAAUCCUGAAUCGUUAAUGAUACUCAUAAUAUGAGGUCCAAUGUGAAAUAAACUGAUCUUAAAAACUA